AUGUCGGCGAGCCUUAUGAACAGAACCGUUUCUAGAACCGAAACCUUCUUUGCUUUCAGACUCUCACUCAACGUCCUGAGAAACUUCUCAACGCCGGCGGCGGCAUCUCCGGCCACUGAAAACCCUAACUCCGAUCCGACUAAACCUAAACGAACAAAGAAGAAGAACAUAAUCGAAGUGGCUCAGUUCUUAUCCAAUUAG
Messenger RNA from Eruca vesicaria subsp. sativa (arugula), 201 nucleotides. NCBI's taxonomy places the organism in Eukaryota, Viridiplantae, Streptophyta, Magnoliopsida, Brassicales, Brassicaceae. The record is from the annotation of a GenBank genome assembly.